This is a messenger RNA of Electrophorus electricus (electric eel), 1515 nucleotides long. It is a transcript of the gene rasl10a, whose product is annotated as RAS-like, family 10, member A. The record is from RefSeq and is a predicted model, not a curated record. Gene Ontology annotation, molecular function: GTP binding; GTPase activity. Lineage: Eukaryota; Metazoa; Chordata; Actinopteri; Gymnotiformes; Gymnotidae.
CGGCAAAGCAGCUCGUUUACAGCGUGUCUCUACGAGUGACGCGCGCUGCUUUGCAAACAGUGCAACCAUAACCGCGUGGAUCACCGUUUCCAUGAACUAGUUUCGUGGUUAUUGUGUUGGUGUGCGCACUCACGGACCGCGACCGAAAAGCCAUUCACACGUCCUUGAGGCACGGGUUGCUCGAGGACUCACUGGGCAGUGAGACUUGCAGACCAAAUGGACUGACGGGCUGUGCCGCUAUGUGAAGGAAACGUCGGACUCCAGAGGGGAAAAGCCGUGCAACGCGAUGGAUACUGCGUGGGAAUCACGAGGACGGAGUUUGCACGCCCGGAGGGAGACUGAGAGCGCGAGGGGAUUGGCUUCUAAAGAUUAGCGAGCGCGGUUGCUGGAUUUCCCCAAUGGCAUGCAAAAGCAGAGAAUCCUCCGCAGCGAACGGAUCGGUUUUGGUUUGCUCAGUAGUGGAGCACGUUUAUAUGGUGUACUGGUGGAACAGAUAACGGCAGGAGCUGUGGUCUUUUUUUUUUCUUUUAAUGCAGAGAGCCUACAGGAGGACGCAUUCAGUGCCAUGAACAUGCCUUUUGAUGAAAAGAUUUUCAAAGCGGCACGAGACGACUCACAAAAACUACUUAUUUGAUCUUUUGUUUUUAAAUGAACGGGUUGCGCUGUCCAUGGUCCUGAUAUCCACGGGAUGGUCGAAACGCUGAGCAUCGCUGUCAUCGGUGCGCCCGGAGUGGGAAAAACGUCCAUAAUCCGACAGUUUAUUUACAACGACUUCUCCGACACAUACAGCCCCACUAAAACGCGAUACGUGUACCGACCCUCCGUCAUUCUCAACGGGGUCAUGUACGACCUCAAGAUUCUGGACGUCCCGCCAUUUCCCUCUUUCCCUUCCAGCCCCACUCAGGAGUGGCUGGACGUACGAUGCAGAGGCGUACGUACUGCCAGUGCUUACAUCUUGGUCUAUGACAUCUGCUGUGUUGAGAGCUUCGAAUAUGUUAAGAUGAUACGACAGCAGAUUGUAGAUAACAGAGAGAGCAGCAGUGAGGUUCCCAUCCUGGUGGUGGGCAGUAAGAGAGACCUGCAGAGACAUCGUUUCACGCAGCGCCGGGCUGUCUCCGUCCUGGUCAAGCGGACGUGGAAGUGCGGCUACGUGGAGUGCUCCGCCAAGCACAACUGGCACGUGCUCCUCCUCUUCAAAGAGCUGCUGGGCAUCGCAGUGGCUCGCGGCCUGCGCCACAACCACACCGCCAUACGCCUGCAGGGGGCGCUGCAGAGGAACCGCUGCUGUGUCAUGUGACCACUUGCUGUGGAUCACCUGACCUUCCUGGGUGGGGCAAAACAGACAUGAGAAGAUAAAGCAGGGGGGAUUAACCAUCAGUCGAAAUGGCUGCCGCUCUUACUACACCCAAGGGCCUGUUUACUGGUUCUGGAGCUGAGAUGAUAUUAAUGUUGGUGCAAAAACAUUGUUUUUUCCUCACCACGUUGCUUUUUUUUCUCUCCCCUCAGUCCAAAACA